AUGCUUGAUGCAUGCACAAUUGAAGCGCAAAAUGUUGCUGUAGCAGUGCAAAAUGCAUUAAAUGAUGAUUUAAUUAUACAUCAUUGCUAUACAGAAACAAUUAUCGAUACAAUAUCAAAUGAUAAUGAUGAAUUUAAAUUAAAUCCAAAGAAUGAACGAUGUAGCUCAGAACAGGAAAAUUUGGCGCUAGCAUGUUUGGUGGAACUUGUUGAAGUUAAUCGAAAAGUGGCCGAAUUAAAUAAUCUUAAUUUCUUUCAUGAAAUAAGUCAACAAAAUUCAACCAUCAUAUCGGAAAUAUGCUAUUUAUAUAAUAAAUAUGAUAGUUGUAUCAAUAAUACGGUAUUUAAUCAUUUAAAUGGAAAACGAUGCGCUUUUAAUUCACCAUUAAAUACACUUCCAAGGAUUGGAUUAUCGCCCAUUUGCAGUAAGCGUUCGCGUAUGAUACUGCAAAAUAACUACGAAUGUAUUCAAAAGAUUGAACAACAUACCGGAAUAUGUCAAUCCGGAUUAAAUACCCUUGGCUUAACAAUACAAAAUAUUUUACAGGGAAUUCAUGGCGAAGCACAUCUUUGCAAUUCAUACUAUCUCAUUCGAAGUGCAUUUGAAUGUGGUGAAAAGAUUUCCAGCGAAAUGUGUUCAUCAGAAGCUAUCCAAAAUUUACAACAAUUACGACAGAUGAUGAUAGAGUUAGGAUCUGAAGAAGGCUGCCCUGAAAAACGUCCAAAUAAUUUAGAUGAAAUUAUGUCACGUCCAAUAACCACCGCACCUAUCACUAUCCCAAUGAUAAUUCACCCAAUACCACAAUCUGUUGUAAGCUGUGAACUUGCGGAACAGAAAAAAUUCGCAUCAUGCAUUCAAACUAUUACCACCUUCCAGCCACAUCCCUUAGCUGUCAUUAAACAACCAAAGCAAAUUGAUAAAGCUUGCAAGCAGUUUAUCGAAUUUAAAAAAUGCAAAGCUAAUAUUACCUGUCUUCCAUUAUGGGCAAAAGGAAUGAUAGCUAUGUUCGAUUUUGCUUGCGGUUCCGGAUACAAUACAUAUAUACAAGUGCGACAAUGUAUCCGUAAAAUAACCACACGUAAGCAUAUACGUGAAUGUGUAGCUGAAUUUUCACGUAGUUCACCGCAAAUAGCUUGUCAAAGUUCGAAGAAAUUGCUUGCAUGCUCAAUACCUGCAAUUAGUGAGAAAUGUGAUCAACUUGGAGCGCAAUUUGUCAUCGAUUACAUUGAUAAAUUUGUAAAUGUCGUUGAUCCGACAUGUAAAAUUGGAAUGCGACAAAGUACUAAUAAAUCAAUUAUGGUUUAUAAUUGUACGAAUGAGCAAAAUGCUCGCAUCGAUCAGUGUGCUGCACCAAUUAAUGAAUUAACUUCAACAAUUGACGAAUUAUUUGAAGGUGGAUUGCAACAAUUUUUGGCUAAUGUCAAAAAUUUGGGAUUCGUAUUUUCAAAAGGUUGUAAUUUGACGAAUGAAUUCAGAGAUUGUUUGAGGCCAUUGUUAGAAAAGCAAUCCGAACAACAAUGUGUUAUUUCGAGCUGUCUAAUUCAGGCUGCCGAUGGAAUAUGUAAUCAACCUGAUACUGCUAAAGCUAUUGAUGAUAAUUUGGCUUGCGUUUUUAAGCAGGCAUCAGUACCGGAAUUUGGUAAAUGUUUGCGAUCAACGAUAGCAGCGUUGAAACAAUUUAAUCUUAUUGCAUUACGUGGUAUUUUACCACAAUUUAUUAAAUGUGUUGAGCAUAUUGUUGUGCAACGUUGUGGUCAAAUAUCUAUAAAUAUAUUACGUGCAAUUAGCUUAACUGAUACGUGCCCAAUUUCGUUUAAUUAUCAAUUAAAGCCAACGAAUUAUGAUAUAUCACAAAGAUGUCAUGCAGAAAUGCAACAGAAACAUAUGGAAUGUGCGGGAAAUUUCUAUCAAAAUUAUCGAAUGUUACCAAUUGCAUUAUUAAGAGAUCCGUCAAGUAUUGAUAUGUUAUGUACGGAUGCAUCGAAAUUGGCAAAUUGUUUAUAUCCGAUAUGUCAAACGUAUAAGGAAAAAGCGCUAAAUGCAUUAGCUGAAUUUAUUUGCAUGCGGCAUGAUAUGUAUAAAAAGCAUUCCAUGUGUCUUACAUCUGUUAUCACCUCAUCAGAGGGAUCAAAAUGCUUAGCAUCAUUUCUACCGAUGGCAUCGGAACAGCAAUGCUUAUUCCUGACAAAUGUUGCUAAUUGUGCUGCGCCACAUAUUCACAAUACUUGCGGAUAUGAAGCAUUAACCUUAUCAUUUGAAGGAAUGAAUGUAUUUGCUAAUGAAUUAAAUAAAUCAUGCAAUAUACAAAUUCCUGUAGCAUCAGUAAAAACAAGUUGUACCGAAUCCGAUAUUGUCGAAUAUUUACAAUGCGAAAAUUUCAUUGAUCAUUUUACCUUUACACCAUUUUCAUUUAUCAGGAAUAGUUCACAAUGGAAUGAAUUUUGUGAAGCAAUUAAUGAUUAUGAAAAUUGCUUAACAAAUAUGUCAUGUCGUGUGGAGCCUAUUUCAUCAGCAAAUAUUGCAUUGUUUCGAACAAUUUGUGGAAAGGAAGAAUCAACGACGAAAUAUUACUUACCAUGUCUUAUCAAAUUUAUUAAUAGUGACAGUGGCAUUAGAUGCAAUGAACCAUUUCUUGAAUUGGAUUUAUUGAAUAAAGAUAGUUCGCAAAAAAUUUGUUCAACCCUAGAAAAUAUGCUUUCUUGUGCAGCAUCCGAAUUGUCUUCGCAAUGUACCGAAGAAGCUUUAAAGCAUGUUGCAAACAUGCUUCUUAUAUGGGUACAAAAGUUUGAUCCAAGCUGUUCAAUUUUCGGAUACGACAGGAUUAAAGAGCCAAAACCGGAAGAAGAUUUGUCACUUGAUUCUAGGCCAACACAUAUCUCAAUUGAUCAAACUGUAUCACAAUCUAGCUCUCUUUUCAUUAUUACAACUUCUACAUCACCAAAUCCGGAAUCUGAUGCUAAUUUAGAAGCAUCUAAUAGCUUACCGGAAGUAACUACUAGUAACAUUCAUUUACCAGAAUUCGAACUUCCAACUAAACCACAACCAGAACCAACUUCAACAUUUAAUACCGAAUUUGUACCUGAUUGGAAAACAGGUAUGUCAUCAACAGUAUCAUCAGUUCCAGAAUCAACAAAUACAGAAAAUGAUUCUGCUCCAUCUAUGCAACCAUCCUCUAACGCAACAUCGAAAUCUGAAUCUAAUGCUGCAACCAAUGCUAAAAAAUCAAAAAUGCAAGGAUCAGGACAAAUGUGUGGCACUUCAUCAGGCUUAUGGAUUUUGCUAAUUGUAAUAAUUAUUCCAACUACAAUGAUGUUUCUUGUAUAG
Molecule: messenger RNA, 3324 nt
Organism: Cercopithifilaria johnstoni
Lineage: Eukaryota; Metazoa; Nematoda; Chromadorea; Rhabditida; Onchocercidae
Source: the annotation of a GenBank genome assembly